AUGCAGUCCUGGAUCCUCAAGUUCGGUGCCCUCGCCGCCCUGGCGCAGACCAUCUCCGCUGCUCAGCUUCACAUCGAGACCACCCACCCUCCCGCCAACAAGUACAAGUCUCACUGCACCGUUAUCCUCGAGGACGAGCUCUGGGGGAAUUGCAAGGGCUCCUCUAGCCCCUUCCCCGGUGGCUGCGGUGACAACUCGGACACCAAGCCCGCCACCAUCUGUGGCGACAACACCGUCAACGUCAACUGGAAAACCGGCCAGCUCACCAUCAAGAGCGCCGACGGCCAGAAGGAGGCCAAGUGUGUCCUCAGCACCACCUCCCAGUGGGGUGAAUGCAACACCGACAACCCCGACCAGUACCCCCUUGAGAACGGGGCGAGCAGCCUGUUCGAUGCUGGCAAGAGUGUGCUCUACGGGUUAACGCCGAUCGCUGCUGGUUUGCUUCUGUGA
Messenger RNA from Aspergillus chevalieri, 450 nucleotides. RefSeq lists its product as uncharacterized. NCBI's taxonomy places the organism in Eukaryota, Fungi, Ascomycota, Eurotiomycetes, Eurotiales, Aspergillaceae. The transcript has a single exon. The coding region runs from base 1 to 450 and encodes 149 amino acids. The record is from RefSeq and is a predicted model, not a curated record.